UUUAUCAUUAGUAAUUCUUGUACAUGCAAUUGUAAAGAUCAUGUGGGUCACCAAAGAAAAAUAUGUGUAAAUUGAAAGCGUCAAAGUCUAUGCUGUGUUUACAAUGAAAAGAAAAUGGAGAUUUACUUCAUACUGGUUGCCAGUUUUCUUAGCUCUGCACUGUGUGAGCACAUUACAUCCAAAUGCCAUGGUAACAACUACAUGAAUUCUAUAUGUGCCAACCAAUCAGAGGUUAUUGCCAUCAAACAACUACAGUAUGGAGCAAAAUCAAAUGACAAAAACUGUCCCCAGAAUGAGCAGCAUAACAAUAAUACGUGUUGUUCGCAUGAGCAUACUGACUGUUUAGAAGAUGUGAAUGAUUAUGCCAAUAAAUAUUUAUAUUUUUCUCGCUUGUCUGGACUAAGUGGUAUUUCACAAAAUACAGCCACACCCUGGAUCCGAAUGAAUUGUGGAAAUCGCACUUUCUCUGACUAUGUACAGGUGGUGUUUGAUUGUAUUAAAGAUUCAGAAAUCAAGAACUUUUGUGACUAUCAGAAAAUGGCCUCAACAAAUAAAGGUCUGUACCUCCAUAGGGAACGAUAUUUUAACAUUAAAAAUACUUGUGAGUGCAUGAUCAAACCAUCAGAAAGAUCUACAAUCAACGUAUUUGCCGUUGACGUGAGAUUGCAGCCAAAUUACCCUGUUAAUGAAAACCUCACUGGGGACUGUACAAAUGCAACAAAUAUACUGACAAUUAGUGAUAACAACAAUGUAACGAGCAUUGAAUGUGAAAAUGACACCAUUUAUGGAGAAUUUGAAAAACUAUAUUCUUCAUCCGGAAACUCUAUUAAUAUAUCAUACUCAGAAGAAGGAAAAGAGCCACAAAGUGUUUGGAUAUUCGUUAAUGCCAGCAAAGGAGAUUUUGAAAUCGAAUGUAAUCCACGACUCUCCACUACAACUUCAACAACAAAAUCAACAACAACAGGCACAACCAAAAAUUCAAAUCCACUCGUGACGUCACCUGGUAAUCAAGGAAAUAGUCACAAAAAUAAAACUACACAACCAUCGGGACCAAAGACAAAAUCUCCAGGGUCUAAAAAUUCAGAUUCGAAUGUCAUCGAAACUGGACCCUCGGCCAGAGUGAGAGAGAGAGCCAUACAAAAUACGGCAAUAUACUGCGUCAUAGGGGCAGCCGUUAUAGCGACCAUAUUGAUUAUCACGGCCGGGUUUUUCAUUCGUAGGAACAGAAAGACAGCAGAGCAACAAAGAAAAUAUAAAAAGGUGCACGAAGCAAGACUCAGCCAAUCCGACUCCUCCAUUUUCACACUGGAAAAAUUACCCAGGGAAACCAUAACAAACUUUUCUGCAGGUUCGGAGGACUAUUUGUAUUGACAAAUCCCUUAUAAGGAAGGCUUUUAGAACAACCAAUAAGGUCCAUUGAAAUUUUUGAUAUUUAAAAGAACUGCUCUCUGUAACGUUUUCUAAUGCUGUACAUUAUAUUCCUUAAUAUAAGGGGAAAAGUUUUUUGUAACGCUGUACAAUUUUUUAAUACAGAGUUUUAGUAUAAGAGCAUGAAAUGAAUUUGUAUUUGAACAAAUUUACGUGAUCUUUAUGUUUGCAGAUUUUUUUACAUGCAUUUAGAGUUACAAUUUCAUGAACAAUGUGCCUAAUAUUAGAUUAUCAUAACUUAUGUAUGUCAGUCACUUAUUUUAUUACCAAUCUUUACUACAUUUACUGCAUUUGCAGGAAAGUAAUGCUUACAUAUAUCUUUAAAUGCUAUUUUUAAAUUCUACAAGUCUAGGGUCCAAAAAAUUUAAGCAUGCUUCUUGUUUCAGAUAGUUCAUUUGUUUUCCAAAAGAAAAAAAAAAUCUCCCUUCGUCUACAUAAAUAUGUUUCAGUGUGUAACUGAGUUUAUUCUGUGUCUUGGGGUAGUCUAUUUUUGUGCGAAGAUUUAUUGAAGACAGUAGAAAGUGUGGCAUUACGAAACUGUACAGACAGACGACAGAUCUUUAUCCAAGAAACGCCUUUGUCCGAUAGAGUUUACGUUAAGCUUAUUUUCAAAUUUUAGUUUCAACACUUUAACACCUUUAUGAUACUUCUUUUCACAUGUAUAAAUGUUUUUACGAGUGGUUUUGUGUUAUUUUUUAAAAAUAUUAUAUAAAAUUUUCUUGAGAAUA
Saccostrea cuccullata (small rock oyster) is the source of this 2156-nucleotide messenger RNA. RefSeq lists its product as uncharacterized. Bases 115 to 1371 code for a protein of 418 amino acids. The transcript is spliced from 7 exons. The record is from RefSeq and is a predicted model, not a curated record. Lineage: Eukaryota; Metazoa; Mollusca; Bivalvia; Ostreida; Ostreidae.